AUGAGCGUAUCCAAAGCGGAUUCCCCUUCGGACGAUGGCUCCGCGAAAGGUGUCAUCUCGCCUCCUUAUUCGCGGACGACCACUCUCGUUGCCAGUCCCGGCAGCCCCCUCACCCCGCGGGGAGAUGUCGUCGUCCACCGUCACUACUGGAGAGUAGCCAGUGCAUUUUUUUGCUUCUUUGCUAUUGGAUGGGGUGAUGCUGCUACCGGUGUAAUCCUCCCAGACUUUCAAGCUACCUUCCACUUGAACUUUAUCAUGGCAUCGAUGCUGUUCAUGACCGGAUCCGUUGGCUAUGCACUCGCUACAUUUAUUGUUGAACCCGUAGCGCACGUUCUUGGAAAGUUCAAGUUGUCUGCUGAGCGAUCUGGUGUACCGGCGGUAUUCACUCGAGACGCCACUGGCUAUUCCGUCUCUCAAGGCCGAUACCUCAGUCUCUUCUUCUUUGGCAUCCUGCACUGCAUCUACUUUAUGGUGUCAGCAUGUUCCCCUCACUACUAUGGCGUGCUUAUUGCCUUCUUCAUCGGUGGCAUUGGAAAGAGUAUAUUAAUUGCACAAUUCAAUGUAUACUGGACCACCAAUCCCAGAUGCAACGGCAUAGCUCUCUUGCACGGAACCUACGGUGUAGGCGCAUUUGUAUCACCACUCGUCAGUCAAACUAUGCGAGCCCACAAGUUUCCUUGGCGAGGCUUCUUCUGGGUUUCGCUCGGACUUGCUGUAUGCAACGUUUUCUUCAUCCUUUUCGCGUUCCGCACGACUCCAGAAGAGUUUGCAACCGAAAAAGGCCUUUCCGUGGCUUCGAAAGCACUCUCACAAGAGAAUCAUAAGCAAGACGAUAUCGAAACGGGUUCAGGAAUGUGGGCUAUCAUAUGUACCCCGUAUGUCUGGGUGAUUGCGACGGUGCUGGGAACAUAUCAGGGAGCCGAAACGAUUGCGCAGGGAUUCAUCGUCUCUUUCCUUCUGAGAGAACGCCACGCGGAUCCCAACUCAGUGGGCUAUGUAGCAAGUGGCUUCUGGGGUGGGCUUGCCCUUGGGCGCGUCAUCUGGGGUAUAGUGGGACCCAGGUUCUCCCAAAGAGUCAAGAUUCACUAUGUCAACUACAUGCUAGGUUCGUGGAUCGAUGGAUCCUUAUUCUCCUUGGGCAUGGUAUUCCACGUCAUCAUCUGGAGGGUGAAUAGCGUGAUUGUCGACGCUGUCACUGUGUCUUUAUUGGGACUACUAGCAGGUCCCAUUUUCCCUUUGGUGCUGGACAUUGCGACCUCCAGACAGAAGCCUGGAGAGUCAACCGCCCUUCCAGUAUUCUCCCCGGAUGUACAAUUGACCGCGUUGGCUAUUGGCUCAUCAGUAGGUGCUAUGGGUGGAGCGACAUUCUCUUUGACUGCAGGCAUUGUCGCAAACAAGCAUGGAGCCUUUGCCGUCGAGCCGCUUGCAAUGGCAACGCUCAUGUUCGUCUUCUGCUUCUGGGCCAUUCGCAAAAAGAUAGAAUCCGAGUUGGCGCGAAAGCGAACUAUUUCGACGACCGUCUCAAAGCACAACAAGAAGGGAAAAUCUGCUGCAAAGGGAACUGUCGCAGCCCUCAAACCGAGCCAGGCGUUGACCGUACCAGACAACAUGACCGUCGCAGACGCGAGCCAACUUUGCGCCGCCAAGCGCACCGACUGCGUUCUCGUCGUCGACGAGGAAGAAGGUCUUAGUGGAAUUUUCACGGCGAAGGAUUUGGCGUUCCGCGUAAGCCUCCCGAGCUCCUUUGAAUGCCAGCCGACCGACCGUGUGUUUGAACAGGUUACAGCAAUGGGACUUGAUCCCCGUACUACGCUCGUUAGUACGAUUAUGACACCGAAUCCCAUGGUCACCCGGGACACUACGAGCGCCACAGAAGCUUUGCAACUCAUGGUCCAACGAGGAUUUCGACAUCUUCCAGUCUGCAACGAUGACGGUAAUGUCGUAGGUUUGCUCGACAUCACCAAAGUCUUUCACGAGGCGCUGGAUAAAAUAGAGCGCGGGUCCUCCGCAUCUCAAAAGCUCUACUCUGCCUUGGAGAGCGUUCAGACGGAACUCGAUGGGGUCGCGUCCAACCCUCAGGCUGCAGCAAUGAUGGCAUUUGUGGAGAGUCUUCGUGAUAAGACUGCUUUACCCGAUCUUUCGACGGUCAUGGACUCGCGGACGCAGCCGGCGACCGUGGGCCCGAGGACAACUGUUCGCGAUGCGGCCAGACUCAUGAAGGAGAACCGAACGACUGCUGUCUGUGUUAUGGAAGGUGGUGCAAAUACCGCUGGUCAGCCCACUGGUGCUCCGGCAAAGAUUGCCGGCAUUUUCACUAGCAAGGAUAUCGUCCUCCGUGUCAUUGCGGCCGGGCUAGACCCUGGCAGAUGCAGCGUUGUUCGUGUCAUGACGCCUCAUCCCGAUGUCGCACCACCCAGCAUGACUAUCCAGGACGCACUCAAGAAGAUGUACAAUGGUCACUAUCUCAAUCUACCUGUUGUCGAGUCGGAUGGUCGUCUUGUAGCCAUCAUCGACGUCUUGAAGCUCACGUAUGCGACGCUCGAGCAGAUGAACGCCCUCGCAGACGCUAGUCAACCAGAGCAAGAAGGUGGACCGAUGUGGGGACGCUUCUUCGAAUCCAUUGGACACGACGACAACGACUCUGUCGUUUCUGGAUCCCAUAUCCUUCGCGAGGUGACAUCCCCAGGCUAUAACAUGUCCAUGUCAGAGGUGCAUCCCAACGACAGCGCAUCAAUGGUCGACGAUGAAUCAGAAAUGCCUGGAGCCCAUGCUGCCAUGUCCUCUGUAUCAAAGGACAACGUUGCACCUCCACCAGUGGAUGACGGAACCUACGUCUUCAAGUUUAGCACGCCAUCUGGUCGUACACACCGCUUCCAAUCUCGGAAGGAUGACUACGAGCACUUGCGCGAGAUUGUCGCUGGAAAGCUAGCCACGGAUCCAUUCUUCACCGAAUACGCACCUCCUGAGGGUGGAGUACCGCGCGAUCCACUCGACUUUCAGAUCAUGUACAAGGACAGCGAUGGAGAUGUGGUCGUAAUGACGAGUGACACAGACGUCUCUGACUCUGUCGCCGUCGCUCGCAAAGGAGGCUCGGAUAGGGUAGUUCUUACGCUUCAGGGUGGCAAGGGAUGGUCUCUCGACGACCCGAGUGCAGCGGCGGCAGCGGAAGAGGCUGCGCGGAAACUCAAAGAUGAUGCUGAACGCGCCGAAGCUGCGGCUGCAGAGCCAAAGGCCAAGAGCGUACACUUUGAUGCUGGAGAUGACAUCUUUGGUAUUCCGCGGGACCUGGUGCUCCCAGCGAGUCUCGGUGCUCUUGCUGUGGUCAUUAUUGCCGUGUUCACAAUUCACCGUCUGAGUGAUUAG
Molecule: messenger RNA, 3363 nt
Organism: Serendipita indica DSM 11827
Lineage: Eukaryota; Fungi; Basidiomycota; Agaricomycetes; Sebacinales; Serendipitaceae
Source: the annotation of a GenBank genome assembly